Sphaerodactylus townsendi is the source of this 1168-nucleotide messenger RNA. RefSeq names its product centromere-associated protein E-like. The record is from RefSeq and is a predicted model, not a curated record. Gene Ontology annotation, biological process: mitotic cell cycle; microtubule-based movement. Gene Ontology annotation, cellular component: microtubule. NCBI's taxonomy places the organism in Eukaryota, Metazoa, Chordata, Lepidosauria, Squamata, Sphaerodactylidae. The transcript is spliced from 10 exons. The coding region runs from base 524 to 1168 and encodes 214 amino acids. Gene Ontology annotation, molecular function: ATP binding; plus-end-directed microtubule motor activity; microtubule binding.
UUCAGAGGGAGAACAUCUGCCUCCCGUUCCGAAGGUACCAGGUUCCAUUCCCCUGAAUCUCCAGCAAAGGUGAUGUGAAAGGCUUCAAUCCAAGACUGUGGAAAGACUACCCGUCUGAGCGGACAGUGCAGACCACGAUGGACCAAGGGGCCGAUUCAGUGUCAAGUGGUUUCCGUGGGUGGUUGUGAAAGCUGCGGGCAGUUUUCUGUCUGAUCAGCCAGAAGAUGGGAUAGCUCCUUCCCCACCCCUACUGCUGAAAUAAUAUAAACACUGUAAAUGUGUCUGUUUCUUAAGGGAGAAAGCGGAGGCGGGGGAUAAAUCUCUUCCCUGGAAAAGCGAUAGAUAUAGCAUCUCUCAGGCGGACGGAGUAAAAACCUUUCAGUUUGAUCGAGUCUUUCAGGCAGAAGAAAACACCUCUGCCGUUUAUAACGAAGUGGCCGAUCCGAUAAUCAAGUCUGCCAUUCAAGGCUAUCAUGGCACGAUUUUUGCUUACGGCCAGACUGCUUCGGGCAAGACCCAUACAAUGCUGGGAACGGAGAGUUCUCCUGGGAUUUUACGCAUGGGGAUUGAAGACGUCUUCAGGACCAUCUGUGGCACGCCGGAUCGGGAGUUCUUGCUUCGCAUCUCCUACAUGGAAAUCUACAACGAGACCAUAAAAGACCUGCUGUGCAAUGACAUCACCAAGAAGAAACCUCUCGUGGUCCGGGAAGACAUCAAUAGGACUGUCUAUGUGGAAGAUCUGAUCGAAGAGGUGGUGGUUUCUCCGGAGGAAGCCAUGAGGUGGCUGCAGAAAGGCGAAAAAAACAGACACUAUGGAGAGACCAAAAUGAGUGCAAAAAGCAGCCGUUCACAUACGAUCUUCCGAAUGAUUAUCGAAAGCAAAGAGGACGAUUCUUCCAGUUCCGAUGGUGAUGGGGCCGUCAUGGUGUCACACUUAGCCAUCUCGCUCCUGGAACUUCCUUACAGGCACCUGUCGCUCAGCGGCCGCACCCGCACGCACACCCUCACUGCAUCCUCGCUGGCCAUCGCAGCAGCCGCUCGCGAGCCUCCCUCUUGCAGCGCUGCAGUCCCAGCGUUUGAAUCCGUUCUUAUUGGCCGCGCUUCUUACGUCCCGCCUCCUCGGUGGACUCGUCAAGCUGCAACGUCUAACACAGUUUCUACUAUCUGA